AUGGCAGAGUCAGCGGGGCUCGCUGUGAGCGUCAUCUCGCUCGGCAUUCAGGUUGUCCAAGGCUUGGUGGACUACUACACGGCCUGCAAGGACCGAAAAUCCGACUUGGACCAUACACUAAAGAGCCUAGGCCAUCUCCUCGAUAUUCUCAAGCUCCUGGACGACCAGGUAAAGAACCGGAGGUUUCAGCCUGACGAGCAAAGUCUACGUCACAGAAUCGAGUCCUUGAUUUACGAUUGCGAAGGCGUUAUCGAUGAACUCCAACAAGAGACCAAGAAGUUCACCAAUACUCCCUCAAGUAGCGUUUGGGAUGCCGCCCGGGCCGUUGGGCGUCGCGUCGCCUACCCUUUCCGACAAAGCACUUUGCAAAAGCUUGAAGAAGACGUCGAUGCGAUAUGUGCCAAUCUCAGUCUAGCCCUGCAAGUCCUGCAGCAGCAGGAUACCAGCAAUAUUCAUGAUGACAUUGAGGACAGCAAAGCCAUCCUCGAGCUCCUAAGGGCCGACCAGAUAUCGUCCGAGAUUCAAGGCUGGCUGAAAGCUCCUGAUGCCUCGGUCAACUACAACGAAGCGUGCAAAAAGAAACACCCGCGGACUGGACUAUGGUUCGUCAAAUCUGCUACAUUUACGACGUGGCUCAAUACGCCGAAUUCGUUUCUCUGGGUCAACGGAUUCGCUGGCUGCGGCAAGUCGGUGCUCUCGUCGACCAUUAUCCAGCACACGUUUCGCCACAAGGGGUCGAACCCGGCCAUUGGUAUUGCAUUCUUCUACUUUACAUUCAACGACGAGUCUAAACAGGAUACCUCCGCCAUGCUCCGAGCUUUAAUACUACAAUUUGUCGGUCAGCUCAAGGACCAGAAUUCACCUCUUUUGGAUAUUUAUGAGAGAUACAAGACUGCCACUCCUCCUGACCACGCAUACCUAAACUGUCUCCGCCAGGUGGUGCGAAUGUUUGGUCAUGCCUAUGUUGUCCUAGAUGCUUUGGACGAGAGCCCUCGGCAAAAACAUAGAGGUAACCUAUUUCAGACUCUGGAGGAUAUGCGAGGAUGGGGUGAGCCGGGAUUCCACCUGCUCGUCACGAGUCGCGAUGAACAAGAUAUCCGAGAGCAUUUGGUUCCCCUGGAUCCUGACCAGGAUUUGCCGAUGAGAAAUGAACACAUUGAUGAAGAUAUUCGGUCUUUUGUUUCAUCUCAUCUAAGGAACAACCGGAGACUCCGCAAGUGGGAGAGGUAUUACGACGAGAUCGAACAAGCUCUCACAGAAGGCGCAAAGGGCGUAUUCCGUUGGGUAGAAUGCCAGUUCAUAGCAUUGGAAACGUGUCCUGGCAGCAAAACUCGGCUUGAUCGUCUUCUCAAGUCGCUUCCUCGGACAUUGGACGACACAUAUGAGCGGAUUUUCUUGAAUAUUGACGAAGAGUCAGCGGCCGAUGCGAAACGGAUUCUGACGCUUCUCUGCACCGCAAGAAGGCCAUUGUCGGUCGCUGAACUAAUCGACGGGAUUGCUGUAGAACUUGGCGAGGAUCCACAAUUCAACAAGGACAGCAGGCUGAUGAGCGCGGAUGACAUCAGGCACAUCUGCCCGGGACUCGUUGAGAUAGGCCUGCGAACGUACAUCAGCCCGCCAUCUAUCAACAUAGACAUAUACGACGAGGUCCAUGAGGCGAAAGAGGUCGACGAAAACUACAACCAGGUUACCGGGCGCAUCGUCCACGAUCUUGAUGACGAUGAUGACGACGAGAUCCAUGAGGAAGACGAGAUGGAUGAGGAGAAUGAGGUCGGUCAGGACUACAACACGGCCACUGUGCGCAUCGCCCACUAUUCCGUUCAAGAGUACCUUCAAUCAGACCGGAUUCGGCAAUCCAGAGCACAAAACUUCAGUAUUGAGCAUGCGGAAGCCAACAUCGACGUUGCUUGCAUCUGCUUAGUAUACUUGAUGAACCCAGUCCUAUGGUCUUUCGUCCAGUCUCCGCUUGGCCGGCCGACGUUCAGGCAAAGGCUUGUUCGAAAAUACCCUUUCGCUUUUUACUCAGCCAGCGAGUGGGCGUACCACUAUCAUCAGAGUAGUAGGGCCGAGGCCCGUCUUCACCAGCUUGCUAGGCUGCUUUUCAUGGAAACCAAGGCCUUCGAAAGCUUCAAGAAAAUCUGGAAAAUGGAAACAUUGAACUUAGAUGAACUCGGGAGCUUCGCAAAUGGCUACGCAUACUACGACAAGAAGUUCCGGACUCCCAUCACCAUCGCAUCCGUCUUGGGCCUGGAUCGGGUUGUACAAGCCCUGCUGGACCACUACGAUCGAAGUGAUUAUGGUGACGCGUUGAUUGCCGCCGCCGAGUAUGGCCACGCCACGGUGGUGUCGUUGCUACUCGAUAGCGGUGCUGACGCUAAUCACGAAACGCUCCUCGACAAAGGAGCAAACGUCAACCACAGCGUACACAAGAGCCUCUCUGGACGGUCUGCUAGCCCCUUGGAGUCGGCGGUAUCUACAGGUCGCGAACUUCUGGUAGAGCUACUGCUCGAUGCGGGGGCGGAUGCCAAUGUUGGUAUAAAGAGAACCCCAUUGGAAUGGGCGGUAUAUCGUGGAGACCUUGGCAUAGUUGAACGCUUGCUCGCCAGAGGCGCGGAUGCCAAUCUGCUGCUUGCUAAGGGCGGAGUAGCCAAUAUGGACGGCCAUGUCAGGACGAAGAGGCUUCACUUUACGUCGCUAUACGACCGGGAUGUAGGUAUAGUGGAGCUACUGCUUAGUAGGUCGAGGGAUGUCAAUGCUGGUCGGAUGAGAACCCCGUUGGAAUGGGCCGUAUUCAAUGGGAACCGGGGUAUGGUAAAGCUGCUGCUGGAUGGGGGAGGCUCGGGGGGGAAUCCAAACUUUGGUAUGGAGAAAACCCCCUUGGAAUGGGCGGUAUUCAACGAAGACGUCGGUAUGGUAGAGCUACUACUCAGUAAGGGGGUGGAGGUCAAUUCCCAGACCGGUAUGGAGAGAAGGCUCUUGAAAUGGUGGGCGAAAGCGCGGAGGGAAGACACGGUGCAAUUGCUCCAAGAUCGGGCAGCGGAACGUCUGCAUGUCAACGCGCGGGUACGGGAUCCGAAGCUGCAUGAGAAGUAG
Molecule: messenger RNA, 3093 nt
Organism: Canariomyces notabilis
Lineage: Eukaryota; Fungi; Ascomycota; Sordariomycetes; Sordariales; Chaetomiaceae
Exons: 5
Coding region: 1-3093 (1030 amino acids)
Molecular function (GO): protein binding
Source: RefSeq, a predicted model, not a curated record